UCUCCACAAUGACGUUGGCUACUUCCUUUGCCAGCCCUCAUGUCCACCCUUAUCCCAACACUAGUAGAAGUUGCCUUCUUCCUAUCAGAAGAAAAUCUCACAAGAACCGUCGCUUUCUCUUUAUCUCACCCUCCACCACUCUCUUUGCUUCACUUCCUGCUACUUCUUCUUUCAGUAUCAAGUCUGUUUCUAAUCCAGUUCAAUUUCGCCCUUUAUCGGACUCAAUACAUGAUGAUUUAAUGGAAGACCUCGAGAAUUCCCUCGCUUCUUUUGCUACCGUGAACGGAGUUCAUCAAAUUGAGGCCCCUGAGUCGUCCUCGGGCUUAUUUAUCCACGAACCACCUUGGUUUUCCUCCCUCUUUUUGAAAGGUUUGUACUCGGAAACUAACCAAGAAUUUAGAUUGGAGUUUAAGGAAAUUGAGAAAAGAAAGUAUAAUUUGCUGAGGAGAAGGCAGAUUAGAGCCGAGACGGAAGCUUGGGAAAGGAUGGUGGAGGAGUAUAGAGAGCUUGAAAGAGAAAUGUGUGAGAAAAACUUGGCUCCUAAUUUGCCAAAGGUGAAAUCUUUGUUUUUGGGGUGGUUUGAACCGCUGAAGGAAGCUAUAGAAGCUGAGCAGAAGUCGCAGAGGUCAAAGAAGAAAAAGGCUGCAUAUGCACCACAUAUUGAUUUGUUGCCUGCAUCCAAAAUGGCGGUUAUUGUCAUGCAUAAGAUGAUGGGUUUGGUGAUGCUGGAGCUUGAGGUGGGGUGUGUUCAGGUUGUUCAGGCUGCAGUUCAGAUUGGUAUGGCUAUAGAACAAGAGGUUAGGAUUCAUAGAUUUCUGGAGAAGACUAGAAGACACAAUGGUAAAAAGGCAGCGGCUGUUUCUGAGGAUGGCCUUAAUAAUGAUAAAGAGAAAAUAAGGAAACGUGUAAAUGGUUUGAUCAGAAGGAAAAGAAUGAAAGAGGUGCAGUUGCUCUUGAAGAAAGAAGAAUUUAGUCCUUGGGGACGUGAUACCCAGGCUAAGCUGGGAUGUCGAUUAAUACAAUUAUUGAUUGAGACAGCAUAUCUACAUGCUCCACCUGAUCAGUCUGCUGAUACUCCACCUGAUAUUCGACCAGCAUUCAUGCAUAGGAUUAAAGCUAUAUCAAAAUAUCCAGGGCAAAAGAUUUUGAAGAAUCAUGGCGUUAUAGAGUGUGACCCCUUGCUCCUGGCUGGGCUUGACAAAUCUGCUAAGCAUAUGUUAAUACCUUACAUGCCUAUGCUAAUACCUCCUAAGAAGUGGAAAGGGUAUGACAAAGGUGGGCACUUGUUUUUACCUUCUUAUAUCAUGCGGACACAUGGAUCUAGGAAGCAGCAAAAUGUGAUGAAGAAUGUUGAAGGGAAACAAAUGCAGAAAGUUUAUGAGGCCUUGGAUACACUUGGACAAACCAAAUGGCGAAUAAAUAAAAAAUUACUUAGUGUUGUGGAGUCCAUCUGGGCUGGAGGUGGUAACAUUGCUGGCCUGGUUGAUCGUAAUGAUGUUCCUGUACCUGAGAAGCCUUCUGUAGAGGAUUUGAAACUAAUUCAGGAAUGGAAAUGGAGUGCAAGGAAGGCAAGGAAAAUUAAUCUAGAGAGACAUUCUCAAAGAUGUGACAUUGAACUUAAAAUCUCUGUGGCUCAAAAAAUGAAAGAUGAGGAAGGCUUUUAUUAUCCCCACAAUCUUGACUUCCGUGGAAGAGCAUAUCCGAUGCAUCCUCAUUUGAAUCACUUAAGUUCUGAUCUAUGUAGAGGCCUACUUGAAUUUUCUGAAGGGCGGCCCCUGGGGAAGUCUGGCCUACAUUGGCUGAAAAUACAUUUAGCAAAUUUGUAUGCUGGUGGCAUUGAAAAGAUGUCUUAUGAUGGCCGCCUAGCAUUUGUGGAGAAUCAUCUUCAUGAUAUAUUUGACUCUGCUGAUUACCCUAUUCAUGGAAAUCGUUGGUGGUUAACGGCUGAAGAUCCUUUUCAAUUCCUUGCUGCAUGUGUUAAUCUAUCUGAGGCUUUAAGAAGCUCAUCACCACAUUCUGUGAUCUCACAUCUGCCAAUUCAUCAGGAUGGUUCCUGUAACGGCUUACAGCACUAUGCAGCUCUGGGAAGAAACCAUCCAGAGGCUGCUGCAGUUAACUUGGUUGCUAGAGAAAAGCCUGCUGAUGUUUACUCGGAGAUUGCGGUUAGGGUUCAUAAUAUUAUGAGAAGGGACAGCAACAAAGACCCAACUAACUAUCCGAAUGCUUUAUUGGCAAAGCUUUUAAUUGAUCAGGUUGAUAGGAAACUCGUCAAGCAGACUGUGAUGACGUCAGUUUAUGGUGUUACUUUUGUUGGGGCACGAGAGCAAAUAAAAAGAAGGUUACAGGAAAAAGGACUCAUAACUGAUGACAGAAUGCUUUUUACUGCUGCCUGCUAUGCUGCCAAAGUGACAUUGGCUGCUCUUGGAGAAAUAUUUGAAGCUGCACGGGGUAUUAUGGGUUGGCUUGGUGAUUGUGCAAAGGUGAUUGCUUCUGAAAAUCAGCCUGUUUGUUGGACCACUCCUCUUGGUCUGCCAGUUAUACAGCCAUACUGUAGAUCUGAACGUCAUCUGAUCAGAACAUCACUCCAGGUUUUGGCUUUGCAGCGGGAGGGUAGUGCAAUAGAUAUCAGGAAACAGAGAACUGCCUUUCCUCCAAACUUUGUACAUUCACUUGAUGGUUCACACAUGAUGAUGACUGCUCUUGCCUGCGGGGAUGCUGGCUUACGUUUUGCAGGGGUUCACGAUUCAUUUUGGACACAUGCAUGUGAUGUUGAGCAAAUGAAUAAAAUUCUUCGAGAAAAAUUUGUGGAGCUUUAUAACAUGCCAAUACUUGAAAAUUUGUUAGAAGGCUUCCAGACAUCAUACCCAGAAUUGGAUUUUCCUUCACUGCCAGAGAGGGGUGAUUUUGACUUGCGCAAUGUUCUUGAGUCACCAUACUUUUUCAACUGAGGCUCUUUCCUGAAGAUUCUGAAUCUCUGCUGAAGCGAUGUUUCCACUGCCCAUGACAUAAAAUUAAGCAACUUCUGAAACAUAGUUUAUCCUGUUUUGGAAGUUGAGAUGAUGACAACUGCCAAAAGUUGCUUCUCAUAAAAGGCAGGAAGUGAAGAAAAUAUGAGCCAACGGUCUUUUGAAGAAGUCUCUUGUUGGUAGAAUGUUGCUGAUUUGUCAAUUCUCACAGUUCAAGAGGAUAUACGUUUAACUUACCGGGAAGGAAAUUCUCCCCGAGAUUUUUAGUGCUGGCAAUCUCCUUCACCUGGGUUGAGACGCAGCAUGCCUUCUGUACAGUGCGGAGCCAAUGGCCAGAGGUAAUUUUGAUUAUGCAACUUGAGCAUUUUUUCUAUUUGAUUGUACUAUAAUUUAUAAGUAGCUGUUGUAUCAUAUAGGAAGGAAGGUUUUUGAGGGCAGAAAGAUGCUGUGAUGUGUACAUAGAAUUCUUCAUUUUACUGGUUUAAUGGAAAAAAUAGAGAAUGAAUUACGAUAGGAAAGUUCAUCCUU
This is a messenger RNA of Neltuma alba, 3494 nucleotides long. Its product is annotated as DNA-directed RNA polymerase 3, chloroplastic-like. Gene Ontology annotation, cellular component: mitochondrial DNA-directed RNA polymerase complex. Gene Ontology annotation, biological process: mitochondrial transcription. The transcript has 19 exons. Bases 9 to 2948 code for a protein of 979 amino acids. NCBI's taxonomy places the organism in Eukaryota, Viridiplantae, Streptophyta, Magnoliopsida, Fabales, Fabaceae. The record is from RefSeq and is a predicted model, not a curated record. Gene Ontology annotation, molecular function: DNA binding; DNA-directed RNA polymerase activity.